Molecule: messenger RNA, 1356 nt
Organism: Adineta steineri
Lineage: Eukaryota; Metazoa; Rotifera; Eurotatoria; Adinetida; Adinetidae
Source: the annotation of a GenBank genome assembly
AUGAUUUCUAUAUGGCUGAUUCUCGUUUUUGCUCUAUUACCUUAUAUAAACAGUAAUAAUAUUACUAUACGAAUCUAUUCUAAUCUAGCAGAAAUUAUUCGACCAUUCGACAAAUUACCUCUUGAAUUUAGUGAAGAUGAUUGGAAUAAUAUUCAAUCAGAUUCGAUUACACUUAUUGGUAAAAAUGUAAAUAUUUCAUCACAAACAAUAACAGAAACAAAGAAAAAUUUAAAUGGUAGUGAAAUAUAUAUUCGGUCACCGAUAACAUCCAAUAAACCAACACAUAAAUUAAUUAAAGGAAUUCUCAUCGAUGAUAUAAAUCAUCUAGUUAAAAUACAAGAUGAAUCCAUUGUUGAUCAUCAACCUCUAUAUCUCACUGUACCAAAUGAUCAAAUAUUAUAUGUCGAAAAACCAAUGAAACCAAAAUAUUCUGUUAAUUUUUCUUAUACAAGUGCUUUAGAUUCACAAAUAUUUGUCAGUUAUCUUCAAUCAAAUAUCAAUUGGCGAAUACAAUAUCAAUUAAAUUUACAUGAUAAUACAAGUACUUUUAUUGCUAUGGCUAAUAUUCGAAAUGAUGGGAAAUUACCGAUAACUGUUGAUCAAGCUGAACUUAUCGGUGAAGAUAUUAAUUUACGUAUACAAAAGCAGCAGCAAAAUGAUCGAACGCUUCGUAAAAUUCGAUUUGGUAGUGAAUCAAGUGCUCAAGCUAAAUCAAAUCCUAUGCAAAUUCUAUUUGCAGAUUCCAUUGAACCGAUUGUCGAACAAGGAAAUGAAUUUGUUGGAUUGUAUGUAUUCUCCAUCAAUAAAUCAAUCACAAUUGAUGGUAAAACAAAUUAUCUUCUACCGAUGUUUCAUCCAGAUAUUUCUGUUGAACAAUAUGGAUUAAUUUCAAAGACAUUUUCUACUCGAUCAAGCUAUGGUAAAGCUCAACGGUCUUAUCGUUUGAAAUCUGAUCGAUAUCUUUCUCGUGGAAAUUGUAUUAUAAGAGAACAAAAUCGAGUCAUUGGCGAAAUAGUAUUACCAAAUUUAGCAUCAAAAGAUAAACAUGAAUUUUCAAUUGGAGAAGAUGCUAAUAUUAUUUAUAAAGAAAAUGUAACAUUAAUUUCUAAUCAAACAUCAUCUGAUAAACGUAGAUCAUCAUCCAUUUAUGAAAUACAUAUACAAAUAAAGAAUUUUAAAGAGAAUUCAAUUAAUAUUCAAUAUGAACAAAAAGGUUUUUAUAUUCAUCAUAGUUAUAAAUUAAUGAAAUCAACUAAACAUCAAUUUAUUCAAGAUGGUUCAUCAAUUAAAUCGAAUAUGACAUUAAAAGCAAAUAUGGACGAAGUUUAUUCUUAUACUGUUGAAAUUAUUAAUUAA